AGGCUCUACUGAGAACUUUGGACUCAUGGGGUAGACAGAAUGGAGGGAGAGUGGGAGUGGACGGUGGGGCCCCGAGCCCUGACGUUCAUGAGCAGGGGCUGCCCAGGUGACCAGAAGUCAGCAGCUUCCCAGAAGCCCCGGAGUCGGGGCAUCUUCCACUCGCUCUUCUGCUGUGUCUGCCGAGAUGAUGGGGAGCCUCGGCCUGCCCACAGUGGGGCUCCCCUGCUGGUGGAGGAAAAUGGCGCCAUCCCUAAGCAAACCCCAGUCCAGUACCUGCUUCCUGAGGCCAAAGCCCAGGACUCGGACAAGAUCUGCGUGGUCAUCGACCUCGACGAGACCCUAGUGCACAGCUCUUUCAAGCCAGUGAGCAAUGCUGACUUCAUCAUCCCCGUGGAGAUUGAUGGGGUAGUUCACCAGGUCUACGUGCUGAAGCGGCCCCACGUGGAUGAGUUCCUCCAGCGAAUGGGCGAGCUCUUUGAGUGUGUACUAUUCACUGCCAGCCUUGCCAAGUACGCAGACCCUGUAGCUGACCUGCUGGACAAAUGGGGAGCCUUCCGUGCCCGGCUGUUUCGAGAGUCGUGCGUCUUCCAUCGGGGGAACUAUGUAAAGGACCUGAGCAGGCUGGGCCGCGACCUGCGGCGGGUGCUCAUCUUAGACAACUCCCCCGCUUCCUACGUCUUCCAUCCAGACAAUGCCGUCCCAGUCGCCUCCUGGUUUGACAACAUGAGCGACACUGAGCUACACGAUCUCUUACCCUUCUUCGAGCAACUCAGCCGUGUGGACGAUGUCUACUCAGUGCUCAGGCAGCCUAGGCCCGGGAGCUAGUGAGGUGUCUUGGGGCCAGGAUCUGCCCCUCACCGAGGCCCAAGCCUCUUCCCGUCAGACUGUGGGAGCCUGCCUGUGCUGUUAACGAAACCACAUGGGCUAUGCCAUAUCCAUGGCCCUGGGGAAGAGGGUGUCUCCCCUGCCAGGCUGCGUGGAGGACAGAGAGCCCUUGGCCCCCUGUAUCAGUGCCUUCAAACUUUUUCCCCUCUUUUCAGGGGACCUAGGGGGGGGCCCUGCCUGUUGCCCCCCCCCUUCUGUUGUCUCUUCCCCAUGCUGCCAUGUUUCUCUGCUGCCAAAUUGGGUGUCAUAGCCCCAGUUCUGCUUUGGGGGUAGGGGCAAGGUUUCUGCUGCCCCAUGCCUUGGAUUGCCCCCACCCCCAGUCUGGGAACUGGACACCAAGUGCCUUGCAUAGAACCCUCUUUGCUGGUCAGCUUUUCUCAGAUCUAGGCUGACCUGGGAGGAACCAGCCUCUCCCCUUCCCUCUUCCUCCCUGGGAUGAUGGUGCCCCAGCAGUUUCUGCAAGGGGAGGAGAGGGAGAAAGUCUAUUAUCAUUUGUAAAAGAGGGGACCUUCCUUAGGGAACACUCCCAGUUCAGCUUGUCCAAGGCUGAUGGCUGCACCCUGUAUCAUCUGAGCCCCCAAUAUCCCCAAAGCCUGGGGCUUGGCAGGCCUCCCCCGUGGUGCCAUAUAAAUGUGUAUAUGUGUAUAUAGAUUCUUAAGGGAAGGGGCGAGGAGAGGGUGGGAAUAGACACUCCUCCCUCACCCCUUCCCUGGGCCCAGAAAUUGGGGGAGGGAGGGCAAGGAUUUGUACAUUUUUAAAACUACUGUUUUCUAAAUGGAACAAGCUGGGCCGUGAAGGGUCACAGGCCCGGUCUUCUGGCUGUCGCAGCCCUUUUAUUCUGUUCAUCCAAAAAACAUGUAUUGAGUACCUCCUGUGCCCAGCAGUGAGCUAGUCCGGCCAGCUGAGUGGGAGGGGGUCUGCUUCAUCCGUGUCUCACCCCAAAACCUCAGAGUUUACUGGUGCCUUCAGAGUAUCUGCGGGAAGUGGAACCUUCUGGUGGGCUUCGGGAAGUCUCCAAGAAAACUUACUAAGCUGUCCCCACACGUCCAGUGCCAACUCAUCCCCCACCUCACUCCCCGCAGCCUCCCCCCCAUGGCCCCCUGCUGGCUGGGGGCAGCUCCCAGGUCACUCUGCCAACUGACUUAUAUUUCUACAGCCCCGCCCCACCCCUGCUGAGUCUAGAGUUCAAGUCUCUCUCUCCCCAGAGUAUGAGGGUUAAGGGGAUCCACACACAAGUGCCAAGGGAGUUAGUGAAGGGCGAGAGGGUGUGGUUGGCCUGAAUCGGAUGACUUCUUCCCAAUUAAGUGCCUUCUCUCUGACCAGCACCUCAGUGUGAUAACUAAAGAGAAAGCUAGACCCCUUC
Molecule: messenger RNA, 2248 nt
Organism: Myodes glareolus (Bank vole)
Lineage: Eukaryota; Metazoa; Chordata; Mammalia; Rodentia; Cricetidae
Source: RefSeq, a predicted model, not a curated record